This is a messenger RNA of Bactrocera neohumeralis, 1067 nucleotides long. It is a transcript of the gene rdhB, whose product is annotated as farnesol dehydrogenase. The coding region runs from base 143 to 892 and encodes 249 amino acids. The transcript is spliced from 6 exons. NCBI's taxonomy places the organism in Eukaryota, Metazoa, Arthropoda, Insecta, Diptera, Tephritidae. The record is from RefSeq and is a predicted model, not a curated record.
CUUAAAUUAGUACGUCAAAGCAAUCAGUCGGUAUUCGAGGUUGAAAGCGAACGACGGCGUGACAGUGACUAGUGGCAGUUGAAUAAAAGCCGAAGCUAAGGAACAACGUAAACCUUCCUGAUUACUUUUUGCACAACUAAAAAUGUCUGCUACAGCCGAGAAUGUGCAGCAAGUGGCCGUUGUGACGGGCGCAUCUGCUGGUAUUGGCGCUCAAAUUGCUAUACUUUUGGCGAACAAAGGCAUAACCGUUGUGGGAUUGGCACGACGAUCCGAAUUGAUCGAGGAUUUGAAUAAACAAGUGUCAGGCGACGGAAAAAUUCAUGGUCGCCACUGUGAUCUCAGCCACGAGGAAUGCAUUACAGCCGCUUUCAAAUAUGUACGUGAGAAUUUUCCACCAAUUACAAUACUCGUAUGCAAUGCAGGCAUGUUGAAGGCGAAUUUUAUAUCAGAAUCCACUGGUAAGGAUAUCAAAGCUUUGUUCGAUCUUAAUGUUGUGGCCACAUCCAUUUGCCUACGAGAAGGAGUGAAGCUAAUGAGUGCAAGUAAAGUAAAGGGCCACAUUAUUAUAAUGAACAGCAUCCUCGGACAUCGCAUACCGGAAGUGCCGGUGCCGUUAUUUAGUGUUUACCCUGCGACGAAACAUGCUCUAACGGCACUAUGCCAAACCGUCCGUCAGGAGAUUCAUUUUCUGAAAUUAAAUAUUAAAUUAACGAGCAUUAGUCCAGGUAUGGUAGAUACGGAUUUGUUGAACGUUUAUUCUAAAGCUGUUGCCGAAUUGCCAAAACUGCAGGCCGAAGAUGUAGCCCAAGCGGUUAUAUAUGCAUUAGAAACACCCGAUUAUGUACAGGUUGAAGAAAUCGUUCUGCAGGCUAUGGCGCGUUUUAAUGCUUAAUGUCUGCCUAGGCAUUUCUAUAUGGAGCUAUAUUUGUAGGCAUGACAUAUCGAUAUAUUUUUCUUAUUCAUAAAAUUAUCUUUAAUUAUAGAAUGCGAAUGCGAAUGCGUACAUAAUUGCUUAAAUAAUGUAUUUUUAGUGCAUUUAAUAAAAACCGAAACCCUCUUCUAUUGAA